Messenger RNA from Mytilus californianus (California mussel), 833 nucleotides. RefSeq lists its product as uncharacterized. The coding region runs from base 137 to 823 and encodes 228 amino acids. The record is from RefSeq and is a predicted model, not a curated record. Lineage: Eukaryota; Metazoa; Mollusca; Bivalvia; Mytilida; Mytilidae. The transcript is spliced from 3 exons.
GAGGUACUAAAACGCUAUUAUCAUGUUUGUCUUAUUCUAAAGUUCGUAAUUAACGUUUAAGAAUGCAAAAAACCCGAUUCAAUUUGGUCUACUAAUAACGGAGAAAAUAGCGUGUGAAGGUCGACUAUUUUUACCUAUGGAAAAUCCAAUCAACGCUACUUCCGGAAACACACUGAAAAGGAGAUUUACCGGAAGUGACGUAUACAGAGUAACUCCCGAGAUUUGUUUCAUUUUGAUCAGUACAAACGUAAACAUGGAUGAAAACAACUCUGAAUUAUCGCUAUCCUUCCAAAGCUCUUCAUUUGAAAGCAUUCAAGAUGGUGAUCGAGCAGAAGAUAUUCAACCUUAUCAGUUUGAGCCAGAACUUUCAGAGAGAAGUAGCGAAGAUGAUGAAGAUCUUGCGCAAAAUGGGGACGUCGAUAUGGAACCCAGAUUGGGAAAUACAAACUGGUGUGACUGUGGACAUUGUGAAUCCAUGCCAACAGCAAAUCAAUGCAUUUGCUGUCAAGAACUAAACAGAAUGACAGACAAAAUGGAGGAACUACCUUCACCUACACUAUGCAUCACAGAGCAUCCUGGAUUUGAGCCGGUGUGUCUGAACCAGUAUGUACUGGAAACAGCAUAUUACCAGUACAGACAACAGUAUGGAGAGAUUCAAGUGACAACUGAAAAGAGAAAUCGUUAUACAGCCUAUCGUCAGUUGGCAAGAUGGGGUUGGGGAUAUCUUGGAAAGUCUGUACGUGUUAGACUCCCAGCAUGUGCUACCAUUGCAAUAAGAAACAAGUUCCAGUCAAACCAGUACAAAGGUUUUGAAGAAGCAUAAAUUGACUUUU